AUGAUUCCUGAUACUAUUAUCUAUAUUCCCAACUUUAUAAGCCAAGAAGAAGAACAGAAGUUAAUUGACCAUGUUUAUUCUGCACCAAAACCAAAAUGGACACAUUUAUCUAACAGAAGAUUACAAAAUUGGGGUGGUUUACCCCAUCCUAAAGGUAUGGUAGCAGAAGAUAUUCCACAGUGGUUAGAUUUAUAUUGUGAUAAAAUAGGAAAGUUAGAUUUAUUUGAAGGAAAGAAACCUAAUCAUGUUUUAGUUAAUGAAUAUUCACCAGGACAAGGAAUUAUGCCACAUGAAGAUGGACCUUUAUUUUAUCCCACUGUAACAACAAUAAGUUUAGGAUCAUCAACUGUGCUAGAUUUUUAUACACAUAUUAAUCAAGGAAAAGCAGAAGAUAAAAGUGAGCCAUGUUCUGAAAAUAUGAGCAAGAAAUUUGAAGAUAGGCAUGUUUGUUCAGUUUAUUUAGAACCUAGAAGUUUAGUGAUAGUUAAAGAUGAUAUGUAUACUAAAUAUCUACAUGGUAUAAAGGAACAAACUGAGGACAUGGUUGAUGAUAGGAUAUGUAAUAUUAAACAGUGUAGUGAUAUCAAUAUAGACAAUAUUAAAACUAGACAAACUAGAAUAUCAUUAACUAUUAGGUUAGUUCCAAAAGUUUUAAAAACUAAGUUAUUUUUUGGAAAAAAAUGA
This is a messenger RNA of Lottia gigantea (owl limpet), 684 nucleotides long. RefSeq lists its product as hypothetical. Bases 1 to 684 code for a protein of 227 amino acids. Lineage: Eukaryota; Metazoa; Mollusca; Gastropoda; Lottiidae. The record is from RefSeq and is a predicted model, not a curated record. The transcript has 6 exons.